Rubroshorea leprosula is the source of this 1237-nucleotide messenger RNA. The record is from the annotation of a GenBank genome assembly. NCBI's taxonomy places the organism in Eukaryota, Viridiplantae, Streptophyta, Magnoliopsida, Malvales, Dipterocarpaceae.
GUUAAAAGUGGCAUAUGUCCUCAAUGAGGAAAAUCCUAUUAAUUUGUCAACCGAAGGUAUGAGUGCUGAGGAAAAGAAAUCUCACAAGAAGAAAGUCCAAAAGUGGGAGAAAGAUGAAUAUAGUUGCCGCAACUCUUUACUUAAUUGCAUUUCUGAUGAGCUUUAUGAUUACUAUGAAAGAACUUACUCCACUGCCAAGGAAACUUGGGAUGCUUUGCAGAAAAAAUAUGACACUGAAGAGGCUGGUGCGAAGAUGUAUGCUGGUAGCCGAUGGCUACGCUUCCAAAUGGUGGAUGACAAGUCGGUGGUGUCACAAAUUCGAGAGUUACAAAUGCUUGCUCAUGAGUUCCGAUCUGAAGGCAUACGAAUUAAUGACAAUCUCGAAGUUGUAGCCAUUAUUGACAAGCUGCCGCCUUCAUGGAAGGAGUUCCAAAAGACGAUGCGUCACAAGCAAAAGGAGAUCACCGUAGAAAAUCUUUUAACUCGUAUUCGAGUUGAAAAGGAGGUAAGGAAUCAAGAUGCUCGAACAACAAAUGGAGGCAACACAUCCAAGGUACACUUUGUUCCCAUUAAUGAUAGCUUUCCCAAAAAAUAAUAAUUUUAAAUAUAAUGCCCAAAUGAGAUCUAAGAAGAAAAUUGUGAAAAAGAAUUAUGGGAGUCAUUCUACUAGGAGACCAAGUCAAAAUUUUAAGAACCAAGGACCUCCUUCAAAACAAAAUAGCUAUACAUGUUUUGUGUGUGGCAAGCUUGGGCAUACUGCUAGAGUUUGCAAGUUCCGAAAGCGUGGGCCUACUCCACAGGUCAACGCAACCUAGGAGCCCUUUGUGGCGAUGUUAUCUGACAUAAACACGCUCAAUGGCAGUGAGGGAUGGUGGAUUGAUUCUGGUGCCGCAAGGCAUGUCUGUAAAGACAAAUCUUGGUUCAAAACAUUUUCUGAAUAUGAUGUUGAAAAGGAAGUGAGACUUGGUGAUGGUCAUACAAUCAAGGUUCCUGGCUAAGGAGAGGUGGAAUUUAAUUUUACCUCUGGAAAAACAUUGACUCUCAAAGAUGUGCUUUAUACUCCUCAAAUGAGGAAAAAUUUAGUUUCUGGAUUUCUCCUUGGUAAGGCUGGCUUCAAAGAGGUAUAUGAAUCUGGGCAUUAUGUUUUGACUAAAAAUGGUAUAUUUGUUGGGAAAGGCUAUGCAUGUGAUGGCAUGUACAAGUUGAAUAUUGAUAUGAAUAAAGUUCCUUCAAGUUC